CCAGCCUCCACGCCUCUUGCGCGACGUUCCCCGGCCCCGCGGCUGACCCGGCCAGGGGCAGAGUACUGCGGCCUGCGCGGUUCCCGCGACCCGGGUCCAUCCGGGAGCCAGGCUGAGCGCACCGGGCUCCCAGGACUGGCUCCCGGUAGGAUGGACACUCUGGAGUGGGCGAUGUGGCCCAACAAGAGCACUCCAGUGCCCCCGCCCCAGGCGCCAAACAUCAGUGUGCCACACCGUUGCCUGCUUCUGCUGUAUGAGGACAUUGGCAACUCCAGGGUCCGGUACUGGGACCUCCUGCUGCUCAUCCCCAACGUGCUCUUCUUCGUCUUUCUGCUCUGGAAGCUCCCGUUUGCUCGGGCCAAGAUCCGCCUCACCUCCAGCCCCAUCUUCAUCACCUUCUACAUCCUGGUGUUUGUGGUGGCCCUGGUGGGCAUCGCCCGGGCUGUGGUAUCCAUGACAGUCAGCACCUCCAGUGCUGCAACAGUGGCUGACAAGAUCCUGUGGGAGAUUACCCGCUUCUUCCUCCUGGCCAUCGAGCUGAGUGUGGUCAUCUUGGGCCUGGCCUUCGGUCACCUGGAAAGCAAGUCAAGCAUCAAGUGGGUGCUGGCCAUCACCACUGUGCUAUCCCUGGCCUACUCAGUCACCCAGGGCACCCUGGAGAUCCUGUACCCUGAUGCCCACCUGUCUGCCAAGGACUUCAACAUCUACGGACAUGGGGGCCGCCACUUCUGGCUGAUCAGCUCCUGCUUCUUUUUCCUAGUCUACUCGUUGGUGGUGGUCCUGCCCAAGACCCCGUUGAAGGAGCGCAUCUCCCUGCCUUCACGGAGGAGCUUCUACGUGUACGCGGGUAUCCUGGCGCUGCUCAACCUGUUGCAGGGGCUGGGCAGCGCGCUGCUGUGCGCGGGCAUCAUCGAGGGGCUCUGCUGUGUGGACGCCACCACCUUCCUCUACUUCAGCUUCUUCGCACCGCUUAUCUACGUGGCCUUUCUGCGCAGCUUCUUCGGCUCAGAGCCCAAGAUCCUCUUCUCCUAUAAAUGCCAAGUGGACGAGGCAGAGGAGCCGGACAUGCACCUGCCCCAGCCCUAUGCGGUGGCCCGGCGGGAAGGCAUGGAGGCUGGAGGGGCAGCGAGCACGCAGUUUGACUCUGCAGGGGUUGCCUACCUAGACGACGUGGCUUCCAUGCCCUGCCACGCUGGCAGCAUCAACAGUACGGACAGUGAGCGCUGGAAGGCCAUCAAUGCCUGACGGGCUGUGGCUCAGCCUGGGGACCUAUGGGAGACUUGGGGAGGUCAAGGCCAACCUCCCCAAGGUGGGGGACAUGAGGGCUCCUGCACCCUAAGUCUGGAGGCUACUUCCUGUUGUCCCCCUGUGCUCCAGCUAGGGACUCCCUUGCCAUCUGCCCUCGCCCUGCUCAGUGCCAGGCCCAGGUGCCAUCUCCCAGGUCACAGCCUGGCACCCUGGAAGGCUCUGCUUGAUCCCAGGGCACGGUGGCCUCCUUAGAGCCUGCUGCGGGAAUGGGCUGCAGUGUAUAUAUUUUCAUGUUCUAUUUUUUAAUAAAAAAGGAAACAAGCCA
Molecule: messenger RNA, 1573 nt
Organism: Cavia porcellus (domestic guinea pig)
Lineage: Eukaryota; Metazoa; Chordata; Mammalia; Rodentia; Caviidae
Gene: Tpra1
Product: transmembrane protein adipocyte associated 1
Exons: 11
Coding region: 151-1245 (364 amino acids)
Biological process (GO): G protein-coupled receptor signaling pathway
Cellular component (GO): plasma membrane
Molecular function (GO): G protein-coupled receptor activity
Source: RefSeq, a predicted model, not a curated record